AUGCUUGGGUCUCCGCGAGUUGAAAUAUGCGGGAGCAUGCGGAACCAUUGCCGUCCCCAUAGGAGGUUUGUGGGCGUGUGUCCCUACGCUGGCCUCAGCAGACACGCACCGUCUUCUCCUUUCCCUGCGUGCUACUACCUACGACAGCAACGAUGCCUCCACCACGAUCCUUGUGUCACUUCUUCAGCUCUGCAUAGAAGUCUCAGGGCAAAUUCAUUAGAUCCCCCUACAGAUAGCAAAGUUGUUGGCGCCCUAGCGCCAACAUGCCGCCCCCGGGCUGAGUGGCCUGCAAACAUCCUGGAAAGGGUUCGCCGGGAGCUGUCAGCAGGUCACAGUUCGCCCAAGUCUUCCUUGCAAGAUCGGUGGGCGAGCCCUCUCUAUGAUCGCACCAGCUUCAUUUCGUGGUGUGAGAUGCAGCAGCAGCUGCAGAAAAACAACCCACGAGCGUUUUUGCGCCGACUGAUGCGAGCUAUUUCCCACCCUUUUUCAGGCGCAGAAGUUGAUGUGGGCGCUUCUUUUGGGGCGCUCGACGGGACCCCUCAGGGUACAGAUUGUUCUCCAGUUGUGUACAAACGCUAUAUUGACGGGAUGACCGCAGCGCAUCACUACCCGUCGCGCCUGCUUCCCCCCCACGAGGCGGCUAAGCUCCCUCCUCUUUUUUUCGUUACACCGUUUGGCCUUCACGAAGACCCAAGCCCAUCCGCAGAGACGCAGGAUAUUAGGCUUAGGGAAAGGGUGUUCCGCCCUAGCAGCCCCGGGGCAAUUCUGCCAAAGACAUCGCUGGUGGAGCGCCUAUAUGGACGCGUCUCGCUUCUGUUUCUGUUCGAUGUGGGAGGGCAGCAUUCUCAGUUAGCCGAUGUUGCUACUUGGGUUCGCCGCCUGGAGAGCCACAGCUCGUUCAUAUCUUCUGUAUAUGGCCCUGUUUUCGCCUCUCCCACUGCUGCUACCUCUGCUGCUGCUGUUGCUACUGGGUCGCUGCCGCCGGGGCUGUUGCAGCAGCCGUGCCCCGGCCUUGGCUGGCGCGCAGACGGGACAGGUCCUGAGCUGGCGAGCCUGCAAUUCAUUUGCGUCGAUCAUGCGCCCUUCUGGCUUCGUUCUCUAGCCAUUCGAAGCAUGCAGUCUCUGACCCCUUCCUUCCGUUCGCUGUUGCCCUUUCACUCAUUUCCGCAGCGCUUGCGCAGGGCAGCACGCAUACAGGAGGGGCCGCGUGAAGUCCCCCAGGAUUCCCGCGAAGCUGCGUUGCGUCUUCUGGCUGAGGAGUAUGAACACCUUUGCUCUUUGAUCCGCAGCCGUGCCGCAGGGAGCUGUCUUUUUGGCUCUUUCAUGGGCUACAGCGGGCGCUGGGGGGCGGAAGAGGUGGAAACCUUCAAGCGAAGAGAAAGAGCGAAGUUCGUCUCCGUGCUGCUGGUAGACAAAGCCGCCAGAGUUCGCUGGCACGCUACCGGCAGCCCCACGGAAGAAGCGGUGAUGCUGCUCCUCUCAGGCCUCAAGGCCCUUCUUGCCGAGGACACAAAUGCUACCGCUUGCAUUCCCCGAGUCCACGUGUGCAGCCGCAGCAGUAGGAGCUACUGCAGCUACGCGUGA
This is a messenger RNA of Eimeria maxima, 1584 nucleotides long. RefSeq lists its product as hypothetical. Lineage: Eukaryota; Apicomplexa; Conoidasida; Eucoccidiorida; Eimeriidae. The coding region runs from base 1 to 1584 and encodes 527 amino acids. The transcript has 3 exons. The record is from RefSeq and is a predicted model, not a curated record.